AGUGCCUUAGUUUCACGGUGAAUCCCCUUCCCCAGAUUUGGUUUGGAUAAAUCCAUGACUUUGUUUAAAAAGACUCUGAGAAGUUAUUAAUAUAGUUCUUGUUAUAGCUUCCUCGCAAUUUUCAAGGCACUAACUUUAAAAUUCGCAAGUGAAAUUGGUCCAUAAAUAUGCUAAUGACAAGCAUGGAUAUUUUUUACUAGUCUCUUUCCAUUGGCUGAUGAUAGUCCAAUACAGUUAUGAUAUAUGGUAGAAUGGAAUUUAGAAUUCAGAAUGAUAGUGAGUGUUGGUUAUUUUCAGUGAUUCCGUCAUAGCGCUGGAGUUUUCACCUAAGCUUGUGCUGUCGUCCUCUUGGUAAAGUAUAAAACAGCAUUCUAGGUGAGAAGUGUGAUACGACUAAGUUACAUCGCACACUCCUGGCUUUAGAAAUUCCACCCUAAGGAAGACAGGCUAAAACUCUGAAAAUCUUUACUGAGAGAAAAUCCAGAGCCCAAGAAGAGAAAGAAAAUCCAGAGCCCGAGAACAACCAGUGUGAUGUGAAGAGGAGCAAGUCUUUCAUGCAGCCAAGGUGCACCCAUCAAAGCUGGAAUCAGCAAACCUGACUUACGAUAUGAAUAACCCCGAGUUGUAUGAGCAAUACAAAGCAAUGGCACCUAAACUGCUGGAAGAGAUCUCCCGCCUGCUGGCAAUGCGCCGAAGAGAUGACCAGCCUUUGCCGCAGGGCAUCAAAAAUCUCUUCGAGGCUACAUGGGAGGAGCUCACUAUGCUGCCUCCUAGAACCCCACCUUCAGACUUCUUCACCCCAGUCGUCAAGACGGGACCUGCCUUACGGUGCCCACCCUUGCUUUCUUCGUUUGGCCCUGUCAAAAAAGAGGAAUCCAUGAGUCCAUCCAGUCCUCCCAAUUCCACUCCCUAUGAUGAAAAUCAAGAGUUCCUGUUUAAAUUCCAACAGGGAGCUAUCAACUUGCUGACCGAGCUCCUCACGUUGAAACUGAAGGCCUUGGUUGAACCUGAAGCUAGUCCUAGUGCCAAGGAUAUCACCAGACAGUUUAUUCAGGCGACUCAGAUCCUGAAUUUGAGGAAGAAGGAGGAGGCAGCGGAACACCAACUCCUGCCUACAGUCAGAAAAAGAGGGUCCCAUUAUAGUAUUCUCUCUUCCCCACUGCCUCAUGGUCCAUCUCGCCUCAUCUAUCAGACCUCAUCAGCCUGCUUGAGCGUUACCAUCUCCUCGAAGGGAAGGAAGAAGAAAUCAGUUGGUGACUCUGCCUGGGCAUCCAACUUGGGAGAAAUCUGGCACCUUUCUUCCAUUUCGCUUAAGCCUCCAAUUAACCUACACAAUACCGAAAACGUUCAGUAUCCCGAUCCUUGCCCCGAGGCCCGGAAAAUGCUGCGGGAGAUGUGUCAGCAAAUAGAGAAAGAAAAGGCUUCAUUAAAACAAAAGAGCGCUCCUAAGCCUGUGAUUCUGCAAAACUAUUUUCAACGGAUGUCUCGGAAGAAACAUUCAGUUGCCAAAGAGGAACGUAGCCUACCUAUGGCCCUGAAGGGAUUAAGGACCCUCAGGUUCUAUUAUAGCUUCUCUGAUGGAACCAAGUUUGUUUAUUAUCCUUCAGGAAACGUGGCUGUGAGUCAAAUUCCUACCUGCUGCUCAGGGAGAUUGAUCACCUUUGUAUACGAAGAUGCUCCAAGCUUUGCUCUUUUAGCCAUCUUCACGUCAGAAGGCCUGGCACAUGUCCAGUACAGUUUCACAGAUGAUGUUUCAUUUGCAGUGAUGAUGGAUCUCAAAGGAGGGAUUGCAAGAGAUCCUUAUGGACAAGAGACUCACUCAUGGAAAUGGGCUUCCAAAACAAACACUUUGCAGUCUUUGAAGUUUCAGUUGAAUGAACAGCUGCUGCUGAGAGUCCUCAAUCAAAAAAGCGUGUUUCUGACCUUUCAGUGUUUGGGAGAGUCUGUGACUCUGUCUGUAUCCGCAACGGAUUGCCCUCACAAAAUCCCUCUGGAAAAGCAGAUCCUUACAAGAAACAACAUAUUUGAAAUAAAAAGCCAAGUACUGAACCGAACACUGGCAGGAAUUAAGAAGCAGUUUCAGACGACAAUGAAGCAAUUUAUAAGUGUUAUUUUGAAGGGUACAGGUCUCCUCCCCAUGAAAUACCAGUUGAUGGAUGUAAUUGACCAAAGCAAGUUCCAGAAGAAUGUGUCAAGUCUGGAAUGGACCCAUAGGAUCCCAAAGAAGAGCUGCAACCUAGGGUUUUCAUUGUCAAGGACCGAAUCCCCUGUCAAGCCCUCAGCUCUCCAAAGCCCUGUCAGGCAGAAGACCCUCUUGGCCCGGGCCCAGCUCAGAGCCAGAUCAAACAUCUUGCCCAUCUUGGAAAAGGGCACCACCCCUACCAGGGUAAAGUCUUUUUCAGACUGCCCUGUGGUGCUCCGGAAGAUCAUGCGUGAAGAGGAUAUCACUUCAGGCUGCAAAUGUUCACUGAAAAUACCCACUAUCACUGAUUUGGAGUUUGAGAAGUUUAUCUCAGCCCCCAGGGUGUCCAGCCAAAUCUUGGUGAUCUGUGUGCUGGCUUCCAAAAAACCUGCUUAUUCUUUAGAACUGGAGUUGAUUUUCGAAGACCUGUAUGCCUCAACGCAGUAUGGGCGUUCCUCUCCCUGUACUGAGAGCAAACAUGACCCUUUCCGCCUGUUGAAAUAUGACUUGGACAACGAACUGUCAGAUAAGCCACCACUGCUGAUAAAGAAGCAUGCCGUCGUCCCUGGGAUGACUGUGAUCUUUGGUAAUGGGAAGCUACUCUUUGGGAGUAACAUUUUGAACAGAUAUGGCUGGAGCAAGAGGGACCUGCUUAAACAGAUCGCCCAGUCCCACCAGGAUUGCAAGAUGGGUCGCUACCUCCCUGAUGGAUUCAGUUUUAGCACCCUUUCCCCAUUUUUCCAGCGCCAUGGAAAAUGGAAACGCCUCAGAGGAAUCAAACCAAUUUCAGAGCAGCAUUCUACAGUUGACCAAGAAAGGCCUUUAGCCAUUGGGUGGAGCAAGUCUUCCUUGGGACCUCUAGAACAGAGUUUAAGUCUUAAAAGAAUGAGCACGCUGAAAGAGCUGGAAGCCGAACCCAAGUGCCUUCCAGAGCCUUCUCUGGAGCUCCCAUCAGAGAUCUCCACCCAGCCUGUUCUCCAAGAGAAGAAACAUAAAAAGUCAGGAAAAGCUCGAAAGAAAAAAGGACAUUCAAAGAGAUCUUAAGACCACCACCUCUGGGAAGAGCUGUUUCAUCAGCUCUCCCAUCCAUAUCAUCAGUGUUGGUUGGGUGAAACUCAAAACUGUGCAGUUGUAAUUUCUGACAGCUGUUAGCAAUAAACUCAAGCUUAUAAAAACCAUGAA
Molecule: messenger RNA, 3364 nt
Organism: Ornithorhynchus anatinus (platypus)
Lineage: Eukaryota; Metazoa; Chordata; Mammalia; Monotremata; Ornithorhynchidae
Gene: FAM194C
Product: chromosome X1 C3orf20 homolog
Exons: 18
Coding region: 608-3226 (872 amino acids)
Source: RefSeq, a predicted model, not a curated record